Molecule: messenger RNA, 5110 nt
Organism: Talpa occidentalis (Iberian mole)
Lineage: Eukaryota; Metazoa; Chordata; Mammalia; Eulipotyphla; Talpidae
Gene: RNF17
Product: ring finger protein 17
Exons: 37
Coding region: 31-4956 (1641 amino acids)
Source: RefSeq, a predicted model, not a curated record
ACUGGUCCUCGGAUCCAAAAGGAGGCUGCAAUGGCGGCGGAACCUUCGACGGCUGGACUCGCCCCGGCUUGCUAUCCGCAGAUGCGGCGGCAGAGUUGGCCCUGUGGCGCCGCGGAGAUUCAGUGCACUCAGUGUGGAAGAAGGGCGACCAGAGGUCACCACUAUGAACUUCAGUGUGGACAUGCUUUUUGUGAACUGUGUUUGUUAAUAACUGAGGAAUACAACACAAUUACAUGCCCCAAUUGUGAGGUUGCUACAACUACAAAUUGGAGACAAGGAUAUUACCCAACAGAUGGGUGUAUUAAAGAAGAUUCUUUUAUGGAAAAAAAGCAGCCUAAAAAGAAAAAGAAUUAUUCUCAGAGCCUUAAGAAAACUGCUGAUCAGGUCAUUGUUGAUUCAGAAUAUUCUGCCUCCAUUUGCAGGACUGUUUUGAACCCAUCAACUAUAAUGACGGAGAGCAAAACUGCUGAAGAAAUUGAUGAAGCAUUGAUGAUAGCAGGUUAUAAUCUUGAACAAUUAAAUGUUGCUGUAAAAGUCCUUGAACACAUGCACAAUCAAACAAAAGAAGAGACCUUCAGUCUUAUAGAAAGUCUGGAGAAACAGUUUGAUCAGCUUUUUACUUCUCUUGAUUCCAGGAAAAAGAACCUGUGUGAAGAAGUAGUAAGAACUAGAGAUGAUUAUUUAUCAAGUGUAGUAAUGACCAAAAGCUCCAUUGAAGAGAAGAAAAAUGAUUUGGAUGCAGCAAUGAAGAUAGCAAAAGAGUUAAAAUCAGCACCUUCUCUAAGAACAUAUUGUGACCUGAAUCAGAUUAUCCGGAAUUUGAAAUCAACAUUUGAGAGUGAAUUGUCGCAAGUCAGCUCUCUAAAAUUAAAAUGUUCUCCCAAGUUGAAUAUGAAUUGCAGUGAGAUCAUCUGUAUGUUUAAUAAUAUGGGAAAGAUUGAAUUUGAGGAUUCAACAAAAUGUAAUUCCCAUGAAAAUGAAAUUGGACAGAGUGUUCAAAAGAAAUAUAAAAAGGAAUUUUCUUGUCCUGACACCUACCCAUCGCCUCAAAAGAAAAAUGUUGAUAUGUCUGUUCUAACUGAUGAAGCCCCACCAGCUCCCUUGCAACAGGAAACCAGUAAUGCACAUUUAGAAGCAAAAAUAUUCCAACCACAGAAAGAGGAUGUUGUAAUAACAUUCCCUAAAACUGUUGCAGCUCUGCCUCAGACGGGAUCUAGCCCUGAUGUGAUAAUUGAAGAAAUUAUUGAAGAAAACCUGGAAAAUGAUCUUGUGGAGACACCUAGACAUUUCUCAAAAAUGCCUCUUGAGAAAAAACUAUCUAUUCCUUUUGGAUCAAAAGCAGGUUCUCCAGAGCUAGUUUUUGUAAGCCAUGUGGUACAUCCUUGUCACUUCUACAUUCGAAAAUAUGCACAAAUAAAAAAUGUAACAAUAUUGGAAAAGAAGGUGAAUCAGUUUUGCAAUGAGAGUUUACACCUUGAUCCUUCAGACAUUUUGGAGCUAGGUGCAAGAAUAUUUGUCAACAGUACUGAAAAUGGAAUGUGGUGUCGAGGAACUAUCACUGAAUUAAUUCCAAAAGGAAGUGAAAAUACUAGAAAACUUAGUACUUCAACAAAAUUCUCAGUCCGUGAAGUUGCACUAAUACAAAUAUUCAUGGUAGAUUUUGGAAAUUCUGAAGUCCUAAUUGUCACAGGAGUUGGUGAUACUCAUGUGAGAUCAGAACACAUUGCUGAGCAUCAUAUAGUGCUAAAUGACUUAUGUCUGGUUCUAAGGAAGUCUGAACCACAUAUUGAAGUACUCCUGAAAGACAUUCAACCAUUAGCACAACUCUGCUCGUUGAAAGACAUUGUUCCACAGAAUUCAAAUGAAGGAUGGGGAGAAGAUGCUAAAGUAGAAUUUUUGAAAAUGGUAAAUAACAAGGCUGUUUUAAUGAAAGUUUUUAGAGAAGAAGAUGGUGUACUUAUUGUAGAUCUGCAGAAACCACCAACAAAUAAAAUAAGCAGUGAUAUGCCUGUGUCUCUUAGAGAUGCAUUAGUUUUUAUGGAACUAGCAAGGUUUAGAUCACAGUCCCCAAGAAGUCACUCUGGAAAAAAUACAGCUUUACACUAUCAUCCACCUAUUUUGCCUAAAGAAAUGACAGAUGUCUCAGUUAUGGUUUGCCACAUAAAUAGCCCUAGUGAUUUUUAUCUUCAAUUGAUAGAGAGUCUAGAUUUUUUAUUUCUACUAAAGACAAUUGAGGAAUUCUAUAAAAGUGAAGAUGGGGAAAAUCUGGAAAUCCUCUGCCCAGUUCACAAUCAAGCCUGUGUUGCUAAAUUUGAAGAUGGAGUUUGGUAUCGAGCAAAAGUUGUUGGCUUGCCAGGACAUCGGGAAGUUGAAGUUAAAUAUGUGGACUUUGGCAAUACUGCAAAAAUAACAGUUAAAGACAUGCGUAAAAUAAAGGAUGAGUUUCUGAGUCCCCCUGAGAAGGCAAUUAAAUGUAAGCUAGCCUAUAUUGAACCAUGUAAAAGGACAAUGCAGUGGCCAAAAAAAUCUAAAGAAAAAUUUGAAGAAAAGACUCAAGAUAAAUUUAUGACUUGUUCAGUCAUUAAAAUUCUGGAAGAUAAUGUGCUCUUAGUUGAGCUUUUUGAUUCUCUUGGUGCUCCUGGGAUGACUCCUACUAGUAUUAAUGACCAGCUAGUCAAAGAAGGCCUAGCAUCUUAUGAAACAGGAUAUUCCUGCAAAAAUAAUUCCAAAAAGCAUAUUGAAGUAUGGGACCCUUCUCCAGAAGAAAUUAUUUCCAAUGAAGUAAACAACUUUAACCCUGUGUCUGCAAAAUCUCUACCUAAUGAGAAUCUUCAGUCACUAUACAAUAAGGAGCUCCCUGUGCAUAUCUGUAAUGUAGUAUCUCCUGAGAAGAUUUAUGUUCAGUGGUUAUUAACAGAAAACUUACUUAAUAGUUUAGAAGAAAAGAUGGUUGCUGCUUAUGAAAACUCAAAAUGGGAACCUGUUAAAUGGGAAAAUGAUAUGCACUGUGCUGUUAAGAUCCCAGAUAAAAAUCAGUGGCGAAGAGGUCAAAUAAUCAGAAUGGUUACAGACACAUUGGUAGAGGUCUUGCUGUAUGAUGUGGGUGUUGAACUACUAGUGAAUAUUAACUGUUUAAGAGAACUUCAAGAAAACCUGAAGACAAUGGGAAGAUUAUCUUUGGAAUGCUCUCUUGUUGAUAUAAGACCAACUGGUGGGAGUGACAAAUGGACAGCUACAGCUUGUGACUGCCUUUCACUGUACCUAACUGGAGCUGUUGCAACUAUAAUCUUACAGGAAAACAACACAUCAUGGCCAUUACCUGUGAAAAUUUUCUGCAGAGAUGAAAAAGGAGAGCGUGUUGAUGUUUCUAAAUAUUUGAUUAAAAAGGGUUUGGCUCUGAGAGAAAAGAGAAUUAAUAAAUUAGAAAAUAGCCAUGCCUUAUUUGAAAAGUCUCUGGAAAUUCCCCUGGAACAAGAAGACUCAAUGAUUUCUAAGUGUAUUAAAAUUAAAUUUGACCCUGACAAAACUGCUGAUAAUAUCAGUGAGCAGAUGGUGUCUGAAAUUAAGGGGGAAAAUGUAGAACCAAGAACUAUUGGAUGUUAUAAACCACCAGCUAUUCCCAACAUGAAAGUAUUUGAGGCAAUAGUCAGUUGCAUUGGUGAUGAUGGAACUAUAUUUGCAAUACCUAAAUUUUCAGAAUUUGAGCUAAUAAAAAUGAUGAAUGAAAUACAAAGUAGCUUAAAAUGCCUUGGUCUUUUGGAGCCUUAUUUCUGGAAAAAAGGAGAGGCCUGUGCUAUAAGAGGAUCAGAUACUAUGUGGUAUCGAGGCAAAGUAAUGGAAGUUGUUGGCGGCACUAUCAGGGUACAGUAUUUAGAUCAUGGAUUCACUGAGAAGAUUCCACAAUGUCAUCUUUACCCUAUUUUGCUUUACCCUGAUACACCCCAGUUUUGUAUACCUUGUCAGCUCUAUAAUACUGUACCUGUUGGAAAUGUCUGGCAACCAGAUGCAGUAGAACUCCUGCAAGAACUGCUUUCAAAAAGAGAGGUGGAAAUUCACAUUAUGGAAUUACCUGAAAAUCCAUGGGGGAAAUUAUCUGUUCAUCUCUAUUUUGAUGGAAUGUCACUUUCUUACUUUAUGGUCCAUCAUAAAUAUUGUACUGUUGAACAUUCUGAGGAAAUUUUGAAAGAAAAACCAACAAAUUACAAUAAAAAGUAUGAGGAAGAAAGAUGGGAAAUAAGGUUUGAGGAAUUGCUUUUGUCUGAAACAGAGACUCCUAUUUUACCACCAUAUUUGUCUUCAUCUCUGCCUCCCCCAGAAGAACUUUAUGCUGUUCAAGUUAAGCAUGUUGUAUCACCUAAUGAAGUGUAUAUUUGCCUUGAUUCUGUAGAAAACUGUAAUCUGUUUAGCCAACAUAGUGACACAGAUGACAGUGGAGUCAGUUGGGAAUCCGAGUUUGAGAGCCUUGAUGAAGCCUUGCGGAUGUUUAAUAAGAACGUGGAGACAUUUCCUCCUCUGACAGAUUUCAGGACAGAAAUGCCUUGCCUUGCAGAAUAUGAUGACGGCCUGUGGUAUAGAGCAAAGAUUGUUUCCAUUAAAGAAUUUAAUCCUCUAGCUGUCCUGGUACAAUUUGUUGAUUACGGAUCAACUGAAAAGCUGACAAUAAACAGACUGCGUCAAAUUCCUCUUCACCUUAUGCAGUAUCCAGCCCGAGCCAUAAAGGUUCUCUUGGCAGGGUUUAAACCGCCAUUAAGAGAUUCAGGAAAGACAAGAAUACCAUAUUGUCCCAAAUGGAGCAUGGAAGCAUUGUGGGCUAUGAUAGACUGUCUUCAAGGAAAGCAACUUUAUGCUUCUACAAUAGCUCAGGCACCAGAACAAAUAGUGACUUUAUAUGAAGAUGAUCAAUAUCCAGUUCAUAUGUCACUAGUAGAAAUGGGGCUUGCAGACCAAGAUGAAUAAUGUAUACAGUACAGAGCAUCCCAGAAGCAUUUCAGAUACACAGUACAGUAGCAGCCCAGAAGAAAGUUUUUUUGUUACAUUUAGACCAUUUCAAAGUUAUUUUUCUUGACUACUUCUGCAGUGGUGCUCUUUUUUUUUUCUUUCUAAUUUUUAG